AAGUUACACUUGUCGGCCUUUCCUGACUGGAGUCAGCCACGUAUUGCUGUUAUGUGCUUAUCUGUCACGCACACGAACUGCUGAGACGCCUAUGAAUACGCACAUGAGACGCGCGCGGGUGAGAGUCACUGAGAGAGAAAUAACAUGGCAAAGAGCAAGGACGAUAUCAAGCAUGGGACUGCGCAGGCGAGGCUGAACGAAGAUGAAGCCGUGAGGGUGAGUUACAAGCACGGCACUCCACUUGAAGGUGGGAAGAUUGCAGACUCUGAACCUGUUGAUUUCUUUCCCAGCUCCCGAACUAUCUCCAAGGCCACUCCUGCUCCUAAUCAAUGUGAUUCUACCAACCAACCUCAGCAAGAUCGUGGCCCUGGACAUGCAGCAGACAGUGCAGGAAAUACCAAGGAUUCCACCACCAUCAACACCAGUGGAAACAUGUCUAAAAAGACACCGCCUACACUUCAACAUGGAUGAAGAGCGAUCUGUCAUUAGAUUGCCCAUGCACUAUUAGAGUUUUGUAACUCGUUAAGUUUUGAUGAAUUUGAAGCCAAAAGCUUGUCAGAAAGUACUAUGCCAUGUUUCCCGCAGCUGUACUAAUCCGAAUAUGCAUAAGAUAAUUUACGAAGGUAA
Messenger RNA from Juglans microcarpa x Juglans regia, 627 nucleotides. Its product is annotated as SEED MATURATION PROTEIN 1. The transcript has a single exon. Bases 145 to 471 code for a protein of 108 amino acids. Gene Ontology annotation, biological process: seed dormancy process. Lineage: Eukaryota; Viridiplantae; Streptophyta; Magnoliopsida; Fagales; Juglandaceae. The record is from RefSeq and is a predicted model, not a curated record.